AUGUAUUUUAUCAUAAACAUAACCCCAAAAGAAGGGAUUUGGAAGGAUAUUGCGGUUAAAUUCUCAUGCAGCAUACCAUCCGGAUAUCCGCAUGAUCGGCCCAGAAUCAAAUGCAUCAGCGAAAUUGUUCAUCCAAACAUUUUGGGUGUAAAUGCUGAAAAGUGCCAAGGAGCCGUAUGUCUCAAUAUUUUAAGGGAGGAUUGGCGGCCAAUUUACACAAUAAACACCGCCAUUGUGGGACUUUUAAAUCUCUUGUUGGAACCACAAAAUGAAGAACCACUGGACAAAAUCGCCGCGGAUUUGUUCAUUAAAGAUCCGCAACUACUUAGACUCGAAAAUAUGAAAUUUUAACAUU
Molecule: messenger RNA, 355 nt
Organism: Theileria equi strain WA
Lineage: Eukaryota; Apicomplexa; Aconoidasida; Piroplasmida; Theileriidae
Product: ubiquitin-conjugating enzyme family member protein
Exons: 1
Coding region: 1-351 (116 amino acids)
Source: RefSeq, a predicted model, not a curated record